This is a messenger RNA of Kalmanozyma brasiliensis GHG001, 1575 nucleotides long. RefSeq names its product Cytochrome b5-like heme/steroid binding domain protein. The transcript is spliced from 3 exons. Lineage: Eukaryota; Fungi; Basidiomycota; Ustilaginomycetes; Ustilaginales. The record is from RefSeq and is a predicted model, not a curated record. Bases 1 to 1575 code for a protein of 524 amino acids. Gene Ontology annotation, cellular component: nucleus; cytoplasm.
AUGACGACCGCCGGCGCAACGAGGAAGCUCAAGAUCCUCAUGGCCCAUGGCUACACGAGCAACAGUUUCCAAUUCUUCAAGCGCUCCGGUGCGAUCCGCAAAGCGUGUCGGGACGUGGCCGACUUUACCUUCAUCAACGGGCCGUUGAUCGUUCAACCGAUCACGUCCGCUGGAGACCUCGACGCACCCGAUGUCGAAGACGGCAAGCUGGUCGACGAGAGCACGCCGAUUGAAGAGCAGCCUCGGGCGUGGUGGAGGGCCGACGACGACGGCAAUUAUUUGGAUUGGGACAAGUCGGUCGACUACAUCAACGAUGUUCUUAAGAAAGAAGGUCCGUUUGAUGGCAUCGUUGGCUUCUCCCAAGGCGGGUGCCUGACGGGCAUCCUAGCGAGCGCAUUCGAAGACUCUAGCCGCAUGCCUGGGCUCAAACUGCCCAAGGAUCAGGGACCGUUCAGGUUCGCAGUCGCCGUCUCUGGCUUCCGCAGCCGCGACCAGCUGCAUCAGAAGCUGUUCGAGAAGCCCAUCGAGACACCUAUGCUGCAUGUGCUCGGUCGCGCUGAUCAGAUCGUGGAUCUCGAACGAUCCCAGACGCUCGUUGAUGUUUGCAAGAACUCGAGGGUUGAGCAGCACGACGGAGGACAUUCGUUGCCUUCUCAAGCUCCGUGGCGCAACUUCUUCCGCGACUUCUUCACGACCUUCGCCUCGGACCCAUACACGCCCAACUCGGAAUGGAAGACGAUCCCUGGUCCAUCCGAUCGACCACGCGGGAACGACACGCCGGCCGGAUCCGGCACAGUGACGCCGACGCCCGAAGCCACCGAGGCGGCGACCACUGCCGCCGCCGCUACGACAGGUGAGCGUGACAUCGAUCCCUCGAACCCCUCGCGAAGUGUUCCUAAAAAGAAAGCCAAUUCGCCGUUUCUGGUGCAUCAGAAGUGGAAGGCGGAGCAGGAGCUGCGAAGAAGGAAGGCGGCGGAAGAGGCCGGCUCUAGCAGCACCGGCAACAAGGGCAGCAAAGGAGCAGAGGAGUUUGAGGAGCAAACGACGGAUCUGACAGGAGGAUUGCGGGUGAUGGUGAAGCUGUUCCGCUUUUUGAUGAUGGCGACGGCGUUGGUGAUGGCAUCUGGGUUCUUUGUUGCCGGCGAUCCGCUCUGGGGUUAUCGUGGGAAGUAUACGAAGCUGCGAACGUACCUGCCUUACCGCGAACGCAUCUUCUCGCUCCCGGAGCUGGCCAUGUACAACGGUCGCGACCCGAAAAAGCCAAUCUACGUGGCAAUCCUGGGCGACGUGUACGACGUCACCGAGGGACGACGCAUCUACGGGCCCGGAGGCUUCUACUCGUUCUUCAGCGGUAAAGACGCCAGUCGCGCCUACGUGACGGGUUGCUUCAAGACGCACCUCACGCACGACGUGCGCGACUUUGACGCCAAGCAGAUGAGCGAUCUCGUCACCUGGAGGGAUUUCUACGACAAGCACGAAAAGUACUUCAAGGUGGGACGGGUGGUGCUACCGCCCAUCGAUGCUAGUGUGCCCCUGCCGGAGCCAUGCGAGGAUCCUUCGGCGCCAAAAAGCUGA